AUGGUUAGGGCUAGAGGCUUAGGUCGUGCCUUAGGUAGGGUUAUUGGCAGAGGUCUGGGGAGAGAGAAUCGUGAUGAUUCAGAUGAUGCUUCCCAGCGGCGAAGGCCUACACCAUCAGCCCGUAGGCAACGAAAAUCUGUCCUUGUUGCCGCGGAUGAGCCUGUGGUACCUGCGGAAGAGCCUGUCGUAGGUACAAAUGAGCCUGUGGUAGAUGCGAACGUACAUGCAAAGGCUGCUGUAGAUGAGCCUAAGGGAUUUCCAGGUGGACCAAGUGACCCAUCGGUGCUUAUUGAGUAUACUGAGCAUGUUACAACCAGCGUAUGGAGCGGGGAGUUGUCCUCCCAUGGGAGGAAGGGGCAGAAAUUAGGUAGGUUUGUUCCUGCAAUUGAGGGGUUAGUUGCUGGCACAGGACUAAGUCCUUUGAUCGCAUGUUCAAUAGACACUGGCGAUCAGGGACUUAUAUCCUCGUUUGUGGAGAGGUGGCACAGAGAGAAUAGUAGUUUCCAUCUUCCUAUGGGGGAGGUUACCAUCACCCUAGACGACAUGGCGUCUCUUCUUCAUCUUCCCAUUGUCGGCGCCUUCCAUAUCUUCCAGCCUCUGCAAGUCGACGAGACGGUGUUGAUGUUGGUUGACUUACUACUGGUCUCAGGAGAGGCAGCCAGGGCUGAGACAACACAUUGUCAUGAACCAUACUGUUGGAUACAUGAGCACUUUUUGUUAGUUGCGGAGUGCAUCGCUGAUCCGGACUAUGACGAGGUGUCACCAUGUGCAUGUCGGUGGAUUGCUACGAAGAAGACCGUGAAGAUCAUAUCCACAGAGACGUACAGGUAG
Glycine soja is the source of this 831-nucleotide messenger RNA. RefSeq names its product protein MAIN-LIKE 1-like. Lineage: Eukaryota; Viridiplantae; Streptophyta; Magnoliopsida; Fabales; Fabaceae. The record is from RefSeq and is a predicted model, not a curated record. Bases 1 to 831 code for a protein of 276 amino acids. The transcript has 3 exons.